Rhinopithecus roxellana (golden snub-nosed monkey) is the source of this 869-nucleotide messenger RNA. RefSeq names its product upper zone of growth plate and cartilage matrix associated (gene UCMA). Gene Ontology annotation, biological process: embryonic skeletal system development; regulation of osteoblast differentiation. The record is from RefSeq and is a predicted model, not a curated record. Gene Ontology annotation, cellular component: extracellular matrix. Bases 113 to 529 code for a protein of 138 amino acids. The transcript is spliced from 5 exons. NCBI's taxonomy places the organism in Eukaryota, Metazoa, Chordata, Mammalia, Primates, Cercopithecidae.
CCCCGCUCCUCCCUCUUGCCUGGGCUGCCUGCCUCAGAAGUAAGGACCUGGGAGGGUGCAGGACGCCUGGUCUGCCCUGUGGGUCCUGGACAGAGCCCCCACCUCUGCAAAGAUGACUUGGAGACAGGCCCUCCUGCUGUCUUGCUUCUCUGCCGUGGUGCUCCUGUCUAUGCUGAGAGAGGGAACCGGUGCAUCUGUAGGCACCACACAGGCGGUGGAAGGAGAGGCGAGUGAAGAUGCAAAACAGAAGAUUUUCAUGCAGGAAUCAGAUGCCUCGAAUUUCCUCAAGAGGCGCAGCAAGCGGUCCCCCAAGCCCCGAGAUGAGGUCAAUGCGGAAAACAGGCAGAAGCUUCGGGCUGAUGAGCUGCGGAGAGAAUAUUACGAGGAACAAAGGAAUGAAUUUGAGAACUUUGUGGAGGAACAAAACGAUGAGCAGGAAGAGAGGAGCCGGGAGGCUGUGGAGCAGUGGCGCCAGUGGCACUAUGACGGCCUGCACCCAUCCUAUCUCUACAGUCGCCACCACAUCUGAUCCCAUCGUGAAGCCAGCCAAGAAGAUGAAGCUUGUAGCACAUAUUAGCAUCCCCGUGUUCCAGCAAUCUUUCCCAUGCAAACUGGCCCGUCAAGAGGGUCUCGGCCUGGGGUCUGCAGUGGCCGGCAGCCCUGGAAAAGACACAUGCCUUUCCUUCCAGUGUAUGAAAGUGCUCUGACUUUCACCUCUUUGCAGACCAUCUUCUGAGGUGAGCAACUGCCUGCAGGGCCUCCUAGCACCAAACCUACAGUGGCUUCCCUGGCUUCGUUCACAAGCAAAAGAAUCACAGUCAAGAAUCACAUAUUUGCUUAUGGCUUACAAAUAAAAAUGCUGAAUCAAC